Molecule: messenger RNA, 921 nt
Organism: Drosophila obscura
Lineage: Eukaryota; Metazoa; Arthropoda; Insecta; Diptera; Drosophilidae
Product: keratin, type II cytoskeletal 1b
Exons: 1
Coding region: 1-921 (306 amino acids)
Source: RefSeq, a predicted model, not a curated record
AUGCGCGCCUUCAUCGUCCUGUGCCUCGUGGCAGUCGCCUGCGCCGACAAGCUCGGCUACAACUACCAGCCCGUGGGUCACUCCAACUCCGGCCUGUCCUUCGCUCCUGGCAGCGGCAGCAUCGGCAGUGGUAGCAUCGGCGGUGGUAGCAUUGGAGGAGGACUCCAAGGACUAGGAGGAGGCCUAGGAGGUGGUCUAGGAGGCGGUCUAGGAGGCGGUCUAGGAGGCGGUCUAGGAGGCGGCAGCAACUUCGGCAGCCUGGACAGCGGUCUGGGCGGUGGCUCCAGUGGACUGUCUGGACUUGGUCUUGGCUCAUCCGGUCUGGGCUCCUCCGGUCUGGGCUCCUCCGGUCUGGGCUCCUCCGGUCUUGGCGGUGGCAUCAGUGGUCCCGUCAGCUACGAGGCUCCCGCUCCAUCUGCCGAGCUCAACAAGGAAUUCUUCACCUUCUCCGCCAACGAGGAGGACUUCGAUGAGCCCCAGGAAUUGGAACGCGUCUCCAGCUCUGUGAACAAGGGUCUGCGCGUCGUCUUCAUCAAGGGACCCGAGAACCGUGGCCUGGAGAACGCUGCCCUGGCCCUGGCCAAGCAGGCUGCCCAGCAGGAGACCGCCAUCUAUGUCCUCAACAAGCAGGCCGAUAUCGGAGAUCUGGCCAACAAGCUGAAUGCCAUCCGCAGCAACUCCAACAACAAGCCCGAGGUGCACUUCGUCAAGUACCGCACACCCGAGGACGCUGCCAACGCACAGCGCGCCAUUCAGUCGCAGUACGAUCAGUUGGGUGGAUCCUCCCAGGCCCAUGAUGGUGGUGUGGCCAACGCCCUGAACUUCGCCUCCGCUGGUCCAGUGCGUCAGGCUACUGCCCAGAUCCCCGAGAACUCGUACCUGCCCUCGUCGGUGCUGCGUCGCCUGCGCUUCCGUUACUAG